Salvelinus fontinalis (brook trout) is the source of this 16223-nucleotide messenger RNA. RefSeq names its product protein bassoon-like. NCBI's taxonomy places the organism in Eukaryota, Metazoa, Chordata, Actinopteri, Salmoniformes, Salmonidae. The record is from RefSeq and is a predicted model, not a curated record. The coding region runs from base 162 to 12563 and encodes 4133 amino acids. The transcript has 12 exons. Gene Ontology annotation, biological process: protein localization to synapse; presynaptic active zone assembly. Gene Ontology annotation, molecular function: metal ion binding; structural constituent of presynaptic active zone. Gene Ontology annotation, cellular component: glutamatergic synapse; GABA-ergic synapse; cytoskeleton of presynaptic active zone.
AUGUCCUACCCUUUAUGCCAGUGCGCGAGCUCCGUGCAGGAAACUGAAUUGUAGGUGAUGAUGGCGGAAGGAGAGCAGCGUUGAGUUGUCUCUGAGUUUUUAUUCUAACUGUAGAAACCUCUACUACAUCGUUUCUCUCCUCCUAAUCAUCUCCCAAAACGAUGGGGAAUGAAGGCAGCAUCGAGGGAGAGGGCCAGCCCGGCUCCACUGUUCCUUCUGCGAGUGCUCCGACUUCCAUUUCAGCACCAGCGGGCUCUGGACAGCUCAUCAAGCCCAGCAAUGGUGCGCCAACAGGAGGUACAGGGACCGGACUCGGCCCGGGGAUUAACAGUGUCUCUGGAAGAUACCCCCAGCCAGACCCUGGGUCCAGCCCCAAGGCGGAGGUUCAGACUGGGCCUGGUACAGGGGACCGCCUGGCAUCCAAGGGGGAGCAGCAGGGCCACGCCGCCCGUAAGAAUCUCCAGGUGGACGUGGGUAGUAGCAGGAUGGGACGUUCCCCGUCGGUGUCCCCCGCCAUCACCCCCACCUCCCCCUACUCUGUGCCCCAGAUCGCCCCCAUGCCCAGCAGCAAGCUGUGCCCCGUCUGUAAGACGGCUGACCUGACGGGCACCACGGAGGACAACCAGCCAAACUGCAGCACCUGCACCCAGUGCCGAUCCACGGUGUGCAACCAGUGUGGCUUCAACCCCAACCCGCACCUCACCGAGGUCCAGGAGUGGCUCUGUCUGAACUGCCAGAUGCAGAGAGCUUUGGGAAUGGACAUGGAGACACCUCGCUCCAAGAGUCAGCAGCAGAUCCACUCUCCGUCCCACCAAGCCAAACUAGAGCCCAUCUCUGAACCUCAAACUCAGCCCCCACCCCAGUCCCAAGCCCAACCUCAGCCCCAGUCCCAGUCCCAAGCCCAACCUCAGCCCCAGUCCCAAGCCCCACCUCAGGCACAGCCUCUAACCCAGCACCAGGCUCUGACACAAGCCCAGCCCCCAUCAGGCCCUAACAGACAGACUGGUCCAGGCCCAGGCCAGACCCCUCAGCAGCAGAGAGGUCCAGGGGGUCCAGUUCCAGCCCAGGGCCAAGGUCAGGGUGGGGCUCGUCUCCCCCCAGGAGCCAUCCCUCUCCCAGGCAUGGCCAAAGCCCCGUCCCAGCCUGACCUCCGUGGCCUUCCCGCCCACCAGCCCCUGCCCCUCCGCCAGGACCACACCCGCAGCGCAGGGAGCUCCCCAUCCCGCCAGCCCCCGCCCCCGGCCGCCGCCCCCGAGCAGACCUUUGGAAAGCUGUUUGGAGGCUUUGGUGGCUUCGGUGCGUCCCUCCUCAACCAGGCCAGCACCCUCAUAUCAGUGGACCCGGUACCCACCCCGCCCCAGCAGCAGCAACAUCCCCCCAUACCUGCCCCUAAACCAGUCGGACCCCAAGAACCUGCAGCUGGGGCAGGGAAACCACCAGGACCCCAUCCAGGCCAACAGGGCCUCCAUGCACCCCAACAGGGAUCCCAUGCACCCCAACAGGGCCUCCAUGCACCUCAACAGGGACCCCAUGCACCCCAACAGGGACCCCAUGCACCCCAACAGGGACCCCAUGCACCCCAACAGGGACCCCAUGCACCUCCCCAGCAGCAGCAGCAACAGCAGCAGGAUAAAGGUGCCUGCUGUCCCCUGUGUAAGACCAGUCUGAAUGUGGGCGUGACGGCUCAACCACCCAACUACAACACCUGUACCCAGUGCCACGCCCAGGUCUGCAACCUGUGUGGAUUCAACCCUGCACCGCACCUGGAAAAUAAAGAAUGGCUCUGCCUGAACUGCCAGACCCAGAGAGCUUUGUCUGGGGCCCUGGGAGAUGCUCCACUUCCUGUUCCUCAGCCAAUGGGAUCCCCACGGCACUCAGCUCCAGCCAAUCAACAACAGCCUCAGCAGAGAGGGCCCAAUCAGCAGGCAGGGUUACGGCCCACUGAUCCUCAUCAGCAACAAAAACCACUGGGUGCCCAAGUAAGUGGCCCUCCUUUCUCCCCUGCCAAACAGAGCAAGGGGCCUGCCCAACCCUCCCCUGCCAAGGUACAACCCUCCCCAGGUAAGAGUGCACACUCCCCUGCUAAAACAGCCCAGCCCUCCCCUGCCAAGGGUGCACCCUGCCCCACUAAAACAGAUUCCACCCCUGCUAAGGGCACACCCUCCCCUGCCAAACAGAUAGGACCCACUGCCCAGAGCAAGGGUCCUGCCCAGCCCUCCCCAGCCAAGGGUGCACUGUCCUCUGCUAAAACAGCAUACACCCCUAACAAGUGCACACCCUCCCCUGCCAAACAGACAGGACUCACUGCCCAGAGCAAGGGUUCUGCCCAGCCCUCCCCUGUUAAAGUUGCAUCCACCCCUACCAAGGGUGCACCCUCUCCUGCUAAGAGUGCACCAACUCAACCUAAACCCAACAAGCAGGCCGGUAAACAGCAGCAGGGCCUGGAUAAAACUAAAGUCGUCCCCAAAACUCAUAAGGAAAAUGAAGCCAAAGCCUCGCCCAGGAAGGGAGCACCUGAAGCCAUCACCACAUCAAAAGAUGAAAAGAAGAAACCCGUUGAAGAUUCACAGAAGUCAAAACACCAUGACGAUUCCAACAAGUCCAGCACACAGAGCCUCAGUGACACGGGAUACUCCUCAGAUGGGAUCUCCGGCUCCGUGGGUGAGAUCACAGGCCAUAUCCGUGAGGAUCCGGGGUUAAAGCUGAGUGAACGUAGCCUCUCCAGCCCCUCUGAGAUCACUAAGCUAGAGAGCUCCAUGCGGCCACUGCUAGAGUCCAAGUCCAAGACCGCUACAGACCAGGGCGGGGAGAACAACUCUGACGGGGAGGUGUCGGACGAUCUCAGCUCCAAGCUGCGCCACGACUAUGUGGAGGACAGCAGCGAGAGUGGUCUGUCCCCCUUACCGCCCAGGCAGAAGAAGUCCCAUAAAGAAAUGACAGAUGAGGAAUUCAUGAGGAGGCAGAUCAUGGAAAUGAGCGCUGACGAGGACGAGAUGGAGGAGGAGGAAGGGUACGGCUACCAGAAAACGAAAAACAAAAAGGAGAAACGACGGAGCCUCACCCACCAUUCCAGUAGUUUUGAGGAGGACACCAAGGGGGUAGAUGGUGAAGACAAUGAAGGUAUGAUGGCUUCCCAAGGAGGCCUGCGGCGGUUUAAGACCAUUGAGCUGAACAACUCAGAGCAUGACCUCAGAGAGCCAGAGCUGGAGAUGGAGAGUCUGACUGGAUCACCAGAAGAGCGGUCGAGGGGGGAGUAUUCAUCUACCCUCCCUGCCACAACUCCCAGUUACACAUCUGGCACGUCCCCUACCUCCGUGUCCUCCAUGGAGGAUGACAGUGACAGCAGCCCCAGCCGUAGGCAGAGACUGGAGGAAGCCAAGCAGCAGAGGAAGGCUCGCCAUCGCUCCCACGGCCCACUCCUGCCGACCAUCGAGGACUCAUCCGAGGAAGACGAGCUGAGAGAGGAAGAGGAGCUUCUGAGAGAGCAGGAGAAGAUGAGAGAUCUGGACCUGCAGAGGAUCCGCAGUACAGCCAGGAAAACCAAGAGGGACAAAGAGGAGCUAAGGGCCCAGAGACGUAGAGAGAGAUCCAAGACUCCUCCCAGCAACCUCUCGCCCAUCGAGGAUGCAUCCCCGACAGAGGAGUUGAGACAGGCAGCAGAGAUGGAGGAGCUCCACAGAUCCUCCUGCUCCGAGUAUUCCCCUUCCAUGGACUCAGAGGCAGAGGGCUUUGAAAUGAUGGGCUCCAAGCUCUACAAGUCAGGAAGCCACCACAACCUACCCACCUUCAUGUCUCUCUACUCCCCCACUGAAAAACAUACUGCCACUUCACCGUUGGACAAGACACUGAAAAGUGCAGAGGAGGUGUAUGAAGAAAUGAUGAGGAAAGCAGAGAUGUUGCAGCAGCAGCAGAGACAGCCAGGAAGGCCAGGCCAACAACAAGGAAGUCCGCAAAGGCAACCGGCUGGGGCACCUCAGCCUAGCAGCAAACAACAUCUAGGCACUGGAGCACCUCUAACCCCUGGCUCCAGCCCCACACAAAUCUCUGCACCUGUUUCCUUCUCCUCAAACGAUCUACGUGGGGCUGGAAAAGGGGCCCCACCAGGAAUCAGUGUGAAACAGCAUCUAUCGAAAGAAACCCAAGACCGGAUGAGGACGCAGACUGCCAAAAUAGGGGGUGUUAUCCCCCCAGUGGCUGGAAGACCAGGUCCUCAGGGACCAGCACAGGGGGCGCCUCCUCCUGACUCUGGAGCGCCCUCCAUCGCAUCCUCCCUCUUCUCCUAUUUCAAAGGCCCCAGUCCUCCUGUUUCCCCUUCCCCCUCUCCCUCACAGAGUCCAACUCAUUCCCUGUCCCUACGACCUACAGGGCCUGGGGUGUCCCCACAACAUUCUCAGCCUGGCGCUGGUGGCGCAACCUCCCCAGUACCACCGCAACAACAUGAUGCCCAGAUGUCUCGAAGAACAGCAUCGCCACGCCUUGCAAGACAACAGUCCUCCUCCGACUCACCAGUAAUGGGGAUAACGCUGGGCUCUAAGACCACCACCAGUCCUGCCAGGCCUCUGACUGUAAACUCCUCCACUUCUCCCCUGUCCUCGCCAACACAGGCUAUCCGUCAACCCAUGUAUCAGCAAUAUAUUCCUUCAACAAGCUCUCCAACGUCCCCACAAAUGCAUCUAUCGCAACAAUCCCCUCAACAUGGUUUACAGAGGCCCCAAAAUGCAGAGAAGGUUAAUAUUGGUAUAAGCAGGACAAUGACAACCACAGCUGCCACAUACAGUCGUGGGUCAAUAUCAAUGGAAAAUAUCUCCCUAUGUAGGAUCUCCAAUGUCCCAGGUACCUCUAGGGUCGUAGAGCAGGGCCAAAUGCAAAUGCGUCCGACUGGACAUGCAUCUGUAGUGGACCUGAGAGCACCAAUGAAGGCCUCCCCAAUCAUCAUGACAGACCAGGGCAUGGAUCUAACAUCUCUGGCAACUGAUACAAGAAGGUAUUCUCUUGAUGCUGAACAACCCCCCAACCAUCACAAAUCGGUGCAGCCACUGAAUGCUGCCAUGAACCUGAAUGCACAAGAGCAGCCGCAUGUUUCGGCGUCCACUCCAACAACAGUCAGCAUCACCGUGGCAGCCUCCAUGUUUAUAUCACAGCCGAAGGGGCAUCCAGUGAUUUACGGAGAUCCCGUGCAGAACCGUAUGGAUCUGGGGCAAGGCGUUGGGUCAGCAAUGUGUCUAACACAAACUAAGCCACCCAUUACUGACCCGUCCAUUCCUAAGAUUGAUGCGUGUCUGGAGGAUCUGGGCAUCCAGCAGCAGCAGCUCCAGAUGCAGCAGCAGAAGCUCCUACAGCAACAACAGCUCCUCGAGCAGCAGCUUCAGCAGCACCAGCAGUCUUCCUUUGCUCGCUAUAACCUAGCGAACCAGGUCCAGCCGCUGUUGCUGAAGAAAGACCUGGUGGUUAGCCAGACGAGCAGUGGCAGUGCCCAGCCUGUGGUCAGUGUGAUUCCUAGAGUAUCUCCCAUGCCGCCCCUGCCAGCGCCUAUAGUUCUACCUCCCUCUAACAAUCAUCAUGACUAUGGUCAGAGUGGGCUUGCCUUGGAGUUGAAGAACAAGCCCACAGUAAUGAACCUGUCCACGGGAAAGCCCCAUGUCAUGAUGGUCCAACUGGAAGAUAGCAAUGCCUCUCAGAUGGCCACUGUGACUCAGCUGGUCAAAGAGCCUCCUCCUCCUCCCCAGGUCCUGGAUCUCACUGGUGGACAGAUACAGAAACCAGAGAACCAGGUGGCUUGUUGUGACGUUGUUUACAAGCUACCCUUUGCUGGUAGCUGUGCAGGUAACUUAACUCAGAAAAAGUCUACCACUGAAUCUUCCCAAAUCACUCUUCCACCCCCUGCCCAACACUACAGUGUAGGCCAGCAGCAGCAGAAACAACAACAACAACAGCCACAACAACAGCAACAACAACCACCACCUGGUAAUAAUGGCUACCAGGCAGCAAGCAUGCAAGGAGCACCAGAUGAGCCUAAACCGAUGCAGGGAGUCCCUCUAUACCCUAUACCCCCUGGAGGCAGUCUUCAACCUUCCAUGUCUGACACCGACAUGUCUAAUACAGGUCUUCAGUACUAUCAGAGGACUAACCCUGGGGACCUGGCAGUGGAUCUGAGCACCAUGAAUCAGGCCUACGAAGGAGGAUAUCUUGGCAUGGGUGCGCAAUACGGAUCCUACACAGACUUACGUCAUCAAGGAGAUGUUGCAGGGCCUCCCUUGCCCCUGCGAAGGUACGGCUCCAUGUCCAACAUCAACCAAGACUACGGCUAUAGUCAGGCAGGUUUACCGGACGCAAACCUGGCACAGUAUAGUGCCACUACGGCCCGGGAGAUCAGCCGAAUGUGUGCAGCUCUGAACUCAAUGGACCAGUUCGGUCAACGGUACAGCAACCCUGAGAUGAUGCAGUAUGUUUCUGGAAGUGGAGCAGGGCCUGCAGCCAGGCUCAACCUACAGCAAAGCUUAGCAUCAAUCCGAGCCAACCUACUCUAUGGCCCUGAUGGGAGGCCCACUGCACACGGCCAAGCCCUAACCAAUCUGAUCAAUGCUAGACAAGCAAGCAUACGGGCCUUAUAUCCAGCUGCAAUGAGAGGAGCUGACAGUAUGACAUAUUCCACCAUCAACACCCCAAUAGCCUCUACCUUGCCAAUAACCACCCAGCCCUCCUCUGUUCUGCAACCCAUGCCACAAGGAAUAUACCAACCUUACCCUGCAGGCGUGACCACUGUACCACUGGCGAGCCUCACCAGGUUGCCUAAUAUGACCCCAAAGAUGCCUCUGUCCACACAGGGACAUUACGGUUACCCUCCUCCCAACCAGUUCCCUACAACGGCUGGUGUUCCUGGAAGUGUACCUGCCACCUGCAACUCCACCAAGGAAGCUCCUGUCUACCUUGGGAAGCCUUCUGCAGCCGUCUCUGUGCACACGGCUGCAACCUUACCACUGGCCCAGCCAAUUUCUCAUAUGAGUGGACAAACUACUGCAAUGCCAAUUCAGUCUGCAGUAGUCCCUGCAAACCAACAGACUCCCCAAACUCAAAUCCAAGCGCAAAAUGUUACGACGCACCCCCAUACUCAAACUCAUAUGCAAGUCCAAAUGCAGCAACAAAUACAGUCCCAAAUACAGCAACAAAUACAGUCCCAAAUACAGCAACAAAUGCAAACUCAAAUGCAACAACAAAUAGCAACUCAAACUCAAGCUUUAUUUCUGACUCAAACCCAGUCACAGCCUAUAACUCAGCCUGAUCCACAGGCUCUAGUGCAGCCCCAUCUGCAGACCACUCGCCAGAUUGCUUCUACUGCAGCAGCCAGGACCACCAUCGCCACUUCGGUCGACCCAGAGCUGGAAAAGGUAGAGGAGCGUUUGAGACAGCAACAGGAGCAGAUGCUGCAGAUGGAGCGAGAGCGUGUGGAGCUGGAGAAUCUUCGGCAGAUGCGCCUGCAUGAGGAACUGGAGCGAGACCGCAUGGAGCUCCAGAGGCACAGGGAGAAAGAACAAAUGCUGGUGCAGCGCGAGAUUCAGGAGCUGCAGACCAUCAAACAGCAUGUCCUGCAUCAGCAACAAUCAGAGAGGGAGACACAGCUGGUCAUGCAGAGGGAACAGCUAGCCCAGCAGAGGAUGCAACUGAACCAGAUCCAGUCGCUGCAGCAGCAGCUCCAGCAGCAGUUGGAGGAGCAGAAGAGGCAGAAGACAGCAGUAGUGGAGGCAUCGGCUGCAGCUGAGGCAGCCGCUGCAUCCGCAGCAGCAUCUGCUCUAGCCACUUCCACUCAAGGUGCCAUACAAGGGGUAGUAGUCGGAGGAAUAUCCCCUCAAGGUGCCAUACAAGGGGUAGUAGUCGGAGGAAUAUCCCCUCAAGGUGCCAUACAAGGGGUAGUAGUUGGAGGAGGAACCCCUCAAGGUGCCAUACAAGGGGUAGUAGUCGGAGGAGGAGGAACUCCUCAAGGUUUCAUCAUCUGUGACCAGAGUGGUAGGGUGAUUCAACAGGACGGCCAAAGUGUACAGUUCUGGCAACCCCACAUGGAAGGGCAGGUGGUCCAAGCAGUGAUGACCCCAAGGCCCAUACCAAGCUCUGCCUCUGAGAUGUCCUUGAGAAACAGUGAGAAUCAGUUGGGGUCCAGGAUCAUGAAGAAGCAAAACUCUAUGCCUCGUCUUAGGGAUGGAUCGGAGGAGGAGCUGGUGAGGAGGAUUGCGGAUAGCUGCGUGCAGACAGACGAUGAAGAGGGUGAGGACAGGUACAUGAACCGCAGGGGCAGGAGAACCAGGCGGAUCGCCGACUGCAGCGUUCAGACAGACGACGAGGAUCAGGCAGCUUGGGAGCAACCGGUUAGGCGCAGGAGAUCGCGCUUAUCCAAACAUUCAGACUCUAGCGGCGAGGUCAAAUCCGAUGGAACCGCCAAAGUGUCCUCUUCCAGCAUAGCCAUUCAGACCACCAACGACUCCUCAUGCCAGACUGAGGCCGACCAGUUGAGCAGGAUCUCACCUGCAAUCCACAUCACUGCGGCUGAGACAAAUAAGGUGGAGCUGCUUCACUACAUCUCUGCCCCAGAGAGGACCCAUAAGGGUGAGAGCUUGGCCUGUCAGACAGAACCGGAGGCCCAGUCUCAGGGGGUGGUGGCCCCUCAGCUCAGCGUCCUCACCACCAUCAGCCCAUAUUCCACCUCUAUGCAGAUGGUGGGCUCCACCCCAUCUCCUCCCCAAGGGGUGGCUAAGUUCGAAAGGAGGAAACCCGACCCUCUGGAAAUCAACUACCAAAGCCAGCAGCAGAACGAGUCCCCGUCUCGCCAGCCUCCCAAGUCUCCCCAGGUGCUGUACUCCCCUGUGUCCCCGCUGUCACCCCAUCGGAUGCUGGAAACCACCUUCGCCUCCCAGGAGAAGCUCAACAAGGCGCACGUCACGCCCCAGCAGAAAGCCUUCACUGCAGAGUCUCCUCAGCGUCACCAGAGCCUCCCCAGACCUAUCAAGAGUGUGCAGCGCUCCAUGUCGGACCCCAAACCCCUCAGCCCCACCUCAGAAGACCCUGCCAAGAACAGGUUCUCCCCUUACCAUCAACAGGCCCUCUCCAACAGUCAGAUGGCCACCCUGCAGCAGCAGCAGAACUCUCUGAUGAGAAAGGUGAAGAGGACCCUACCCAGCCCGCCUCCAGAGGAGAGCCCUCUCCCCAUCGUCACCCCAGCCAUGUCCUACAUGUACAGCAGCUCUCUGGGGAUGCAACCCCAGCGGGUGCUGCCCAGGCCUGCCCAGGGGGUCACCAAGGCCGGCCUGCUGAGCGAGCUGAAGGCCGUGGAGCAAGAGUCCACCAAGCUCCGCAAGCAGCAGCAGGAGCUAGAGGAGGAGGAGAAGGAGAUUGACGCCAAGCUGCGGUACCUGGAACUGGGCAUCCAUCAGCGCAAGGAGACCCUGGUGAAGGAGAGGGAGAGGAGGGAGCUGGCCUACAUGCGCUGCAUGGGCGACGCCCGCGACUACAUGUCAGACACCGAGCUCAAUAACCUGAGGAUGGUGGCGGCCACGGGAACGUUCGACAGUAAUGGUCUGCUGACGAGGCCCAGCACGGCGCCGCUGAGCCAGUUCCCCAACGACCUCGGCCCAGCCUCCCAGUACCCGCCCACCUCCUCCUACAUGGCCUAUCAGUACCCACAGAGCCAGCCCACGCCUACACAGCAGCCAACCGCUGCUUACCAACAGAUCGGUUUCCAGCCCCCUCAAUACCCUACAGCCUCCCAGCCCCAGCCAGGCACCUUCCAGCCCCACCCACCCCAAGGCUCAGGCUACCAGACCCAGCCAAUCUACCCAGCCCACGGGGGCUACGGCCAGCCUUCCUACCCGACAGACCUGGGCAUGCAGCAGCAUGGCCACCAGGGUUUCCAGCCUCCCAACCCCUCUAUCCUGGGCCAGAACCUCCCCUACCCAGGCCAGAGCCCAUAUUCUGGCCAGGGCAUGUCCUUCCAGCCGCAGGCUGAGAUCCUCACGGUCCACCAGAGGCCUCAUCAGACCUCCCUGGCCGACUUGGAACAGAAGUUGCCCACCAACUACGAGGUGAUCAGUAACCCUGCCGUGUCAGUGGCCACAUCAGCUCCAGACACCGGCUUUGGCUCAGUCUAUGCCUCCAACACCUACACCUCCAACAUGCCCAAUGCCUAUGGGAAGUACCGCCUCCCGGAGCCAGUCCUGACCCACGGUGUGGACAGCCCCACGCCGGCCUACGCUGCAGAUGGCCUCUACACCGCAAACCUGGAGCAGAACAUCCCCAGGAACUACGUCAUGAUCGACGACAUCAGCGAGCUGACCAAAGAGAACACAGGCUCGUCUGUUGACGUUCUGGGACAUCCUGUUGCAGGACGCUAUGGUGAGAAUGGCCCUGCGCGCCAAACUGGCUAUGGCAAUGAGCCUGUGGACCCGUACAUGUCUGCAGGCACCACAGGCUACCACCAGAAGGGCUCUGUGGAUCCCCGGACCAGCACCACUGUAGGCGGUGGGGGAUCUUCUUAUUACUAUGACGACUAUAAUAAACACCUCAGCACACCACGCCCAGGGGGCCCGGGGACCCAGAAACACCCAUUCAAGAACCUGGCUCCCGCCGUUGUCUCCUCCGGUAAGCGCAGCAAGCACAGAAAGCAGGGCAUGGAGCAGAAAAUCUCCAAGUUCUCCCCCAUUGAGGAGGCACGGGACGUGGAGUCCGACCUGGCCUCUUACACCAUGACCACCUCCACCGGCGGCAGUUGUACUGUGGUGUCUCGGUCUGGAGUGAAGAAGAGCGGCAACGACCAGCGGAAGUACUUUGGUGACCACCCGGGAAGCCGGGAAGCCCUGGAAGAGGAGGACCGGAUGUACGGCUCGGGGAGGUCCCGGUCUACUGGCUACGGCAUAGACAAGAUCUCCUCCAGGGACUCCUCCAGGAGCAAGUCCUACGAGAGGGAAGCCAUGGAGCGGUCUCAGAGAGGCGGUGCUGGACGGCCCGGACUGCGCAACCAUAACUCAGAGGAGGAGAGCCCCCUCAGCCCCGUGGGGAAGCCUGUGGGGGUCGGACGAGGUGGCACAGGGGUACCAGUGGACCCCCAUGACGUGAGGAACCAGUACGGCUCCAGCCACUCCCUGCCGGAUGUCCAGGACCACCACAUGAAGGACCUGCCCAGGAGCCACGUGUACAAGCCAGAUGACCCGUAUCUCGUAGACGAUCAGAACGCUGCUGUGUCGGACAGUGAAGCCUAUCAUCUGGGUCAGGAGGAGACGGACUGGUUUGAGAAGCCAAGGGAGGCUCGCUCCAACCGCUCCAGACACCAUGGGAGCGCAGGGCACAUCUCCACUGGUAGACAACAGACCGGCACCAACGUGAAGCACACCUACCAUGACUAUGAUGAGCCUCCCGAAGAGCAGGACCUGUGGCCUCAGGACGAGUACAACAACCAACCUCGCCACCCCUCGUCUACCUCAUCAUCCCGCGAACACCGUGGUCACCAUGCCAGCAGCUGCGGUAGCUCGGGGAGGCACUCCUCUUCCCGCCACUCCGGUGAGGAGCCUCGGACGUCCAGCCGCUCCUCCAGAACACACCCCAAAGACCAAUCCGCCCGCUCUGAGGGCCGUGGAUCCUCCUCCACCCAGAAGAGGGGAGGCUCGGAACCCCGCUCCUCCCGGGAUGGCUACCGGGACCGGGACUCUGGAGACCACUCCUCUCGUGACCCGGCCUCUGGCCACCACCGUGAGGGCACCAGUGGCAGGGGUCAGAAGCCGCCAGGCUCUUCCUCCAGGAGACAGGAAGGGGUUCCUUCUGCAGGGGCCAAGCAGGGUCUGGGGCAACAGCCCCAGGGGGGUCCAGGCGGGCAGCAGCAACAGCCCCAGGGGGGUCCAGGCGGGCAGCAGCAACAGCCCCAGGGGGGUCCAGGCGGGCAGCAGCAACAGCCCCAGGGGGUUCCAGGCGGGCAGCAGCAACAGCCCCUGUCAGGCAGACAGCCUGUGUCCCAGGGACCAGACGGGGGCAAACCAGCCCAGCAGCCUGGCCAGCAGCAGCAACGUACCCAGCAGCAGCAGCCUCCACAGCAGAGCCAUCCUUCCCAGACCAUAGCCGGGGGCCCUCAGGCCACUCCAGUCACUGCAGGGCCAGGACCCAUGGCAGGACCCAUGGUAGUACCAGGGCCGGCACAACAGCAGGCUAAAGCUGGCCAGACACCGGCACAAGGCCGGCAGCCAGCCGGACCUACCGCAGGCCAGCCAACAACCACAGCUGUGACUUCUGCCACACCUGCAGCAGCUAUUGGGGGGAUGAAACCUGCAGCAACGAUUGGGGGGGCAGCAGCAGCACAGCCACCCAAGACAGCUACACCACCCCUCACAGGCAUCGGCUCUAAAGCAACCCCCCCUGGAGGGAUAGGUAGCAGGCCUGUUGGGAUCGGCAGUGCAGCGGCAGGCCAGCCACCAGCGGAGGGCGUCAACGUUCUCACCAAUAUCCUGGGAGGGGCGGGAGGGGCAGCUGAACAGGCGGGGAAACUGGGAGACGCUAUUUCUGGCCUCGGGAAGAAGUUCACUUCAUUUUGGUGAACGGAUGAAAGGAGGGGUAUGAAGAGUUGCGAUGGAGGGGGAUUAGAGGCUUGGUACUAGAAAAAUCUAUGAAACUGUUUUCGGCAUUUUAUACAUUUCACUAUCACAACGAAGCGGAGAAGGAGGAGGAGGAGGGUACCUGAGUGCAUCAAUGCACCAACAGAAUGCCAACGAGAGCCUACCUCACAGCUCCUGUAGGAGAGUGAAUGAGACAGAGAGCGAAGAGAGAAUGAAGAUACAAUCCUGUCUGUCUCACCUCCCUGUUUGUCUCUCUGCUUACUGAGAGAAAUAACACCUGAUCCAGGAACAGAACAGGGAGCUGUCACACACCGUAGGCUUGGCUUCCGCAUCGCUCAGCUCAGAAGGACAACAACGGAGGAUGCUGCUUCUUCACCUGAAUCUCUGUCAUUUUGGAGAGCACACUGAGAUUCAUCAGAGUUCUCCCAUCACUCGCUGUGGUUCUAUGAUUCUAAGACAAGGCCAGAUAGGAGCCAUUGUAGAAGGAAAUGUCACAUCUGGUCAAAAGUAGUGCACUAUAUAGGGAAUAGGGUGGCAUUUGUAAUGCAGGCUCUGAGGAGUCCACAUCUGACCAGAAUCAUUCUUGACUCCACACUUUUGUGGUCAGAGGGCCUUAUAACAAUAUCACCAUUAUAAAACCGUGGAGGAGGGAGAUGGAUACACAGCUCAUAGGUUUUACUAGUACCAAAGAAACCUCUUUGCCAACUAUGACACUAACUACUACACUGGAGAAGGCAAGACAAACACACGGCGACAGACAAACAAACAAACAAACAAUGCCCUGGUUAUGAACCCCUUGAAUGCUUGGUUUGUAUGAUCUCUACAUUCCAGGGAACGAUGACCCUUUGAAUGUGUUUUUAUUUCUCCUCCACAUGUUGUGAUGAUAUGAUGUCUACAGAAUGCAACAUGUACAUGUGGACACUGGAAUGCACGCACAAUAAUAAUACAAAAAGAAACCCAUACCUUCUUAACACUUUUUCACCACUACGUCCAGAAGAGGGUUCACCAGACAAUACUAGACGAGUAGGAUAAAGAGAGGAGAAGCUACCAGUGUGCCCACCAAUAGAGUGUGAGAUCCACACAGGAGAGAGGACCAGAUGGAACGCAAGCAAGCGUGACCAUGGCUGUCUUUUAGCCACCGCAAAGCCAUCAUUUGUCAAUCCCAGAGCGAGCACUUCGGGAUUUUUUUUUAUAUAUAAAAAGUAUUUUCAUUUUGUUUCAUUUCUUAUAAUUUUUGCCUGAUAUUUUUCUGAAAAGAAGAGCCUUAUUCGGUAGAUAUUUUUUACUUGUAUAUGUUUUGAAACGUCCAUAUCAUAACUUUCUUAAUUUUGUUUUGCACAACUGUAUACUAUUGUAUGUACAUAAAUCCAUCGAGAACACUGAUAAUGUAAAUUAUUAAUUUGUGUUUUUAUUAAUUUAUAUUCAUGUGACUUCUGUUUUUAGGUUUUUGUUUGGUAAAUCUAUUUAUAUUUUAUGGUCUAUUGUUUUCUUAUUUAUUAUCUUACAUUUUAAUAAUUUGCUGGUUGAUUUUUAAAAGCAAUAGCAUGCAUACAAUUAUAUACAGCACAAGGGUGUUAAUGGUGUUUAAAUUCAUGGAUGGGAAUAACUGAAACAUGUUGAUAAACAUCAGCAAUAUGUCAGAGAGAGUUGCAUAAUUACACAUACACACCUAAAUCUCUAUGUUUACACUUACUCACACAGAGACAUACAUGCAAUCAGGCAAACACACACACAUGCAGGAGUGGCUGGAAGCAAUCAUCAUUUCAAAUGUUCUAUGCAAUGAUUCAUUUUGAAACUGGAACAGACAAAAAAACAAAGUUUAAUACCAUAAUGACCAAUGUUACUCACUAGAAUCCAACAACAUUGUGAACUGAAAGACAUCAAAAACAGUUAUGAACAUAUUUGUACUUAGCUAAUUAUAUUUAUGGAUCUGAAUAUUUAACUAUUGAAUCUAGACUUUUAUUUUUGUGGCAUGUUUUAUAGUACCCCAUUACUCCCCAUAUGGGGGGACUUGUUGCCAAAGGGUUGACUGUGUAGACUGUCAGUCAUGAAUGUCCACCAUCUUAUUGCUUGAAGCAUGAUUUGCUUGGCUUUGUCCGGCUGUUUGUAUGCUCUCAUUCAGUCCUGGUGUGUGUGGCUUGACCAGGGCCCCACUGUGCCAUGGCGUGUUCAGCUGUCCAGUCCGUGCUGCUAUACAAACCUGUGAUGCGGUUGGUCAGAAAUUCUCAUUGUAAAAUGUCAGUCAGUGUGCACAUCGGCUGUUAGUGGUUAACCUGAAGGGUGGAGGAUUCAUUUCAGGUAUCUGAUUGGUUGACCAGACUGUCCAACAAAUAGAAUGGUUCCUUAUGUCUCACUGCAUUAGGAAUGGCAUCAUGUAGUAAUAGAUGAUGAGGGAAACAACUUGACAUGCUUUGAAGCCACUAAAAGUUGCAUACAAAGAUAUCAAGGUAUCGUUAGUAGUUGGAGGAACAAAUGUUGGAAUCCUAACAUCCACUUAGUCAUGCAUUGUAUUUUAAGUUGAAGUUAGGAUUCGCCCUUAAAUGAACAGUCUAGAACUCGUCGCAAACUUUAGAACUCAAUCAGUGGAACACUGAACCUUCCAUAUCCAAGGCUAGUCUAGAGGGAAUCUAGAGGAUACCACAGUACUGUCAAUCAGGUCAGAGAAACUCAACAUUCUGCUGAGCCCAAGUCAAUCAUUCAUCCAACCAGGGCAUGUUAUAAUUAAAGCACAAGCCUUACUGGUAUGUAAAGACAGAAAUAUGACACCAAUAGGAUAUGUGUUAUUGAUUUCAAGGAGAGCUAAAACAAAUGUGUUAUCUCACGGUAAUAAUAUAAAUGAGAGUCUGCAGGGUGGAUCCAAAGAGGGACCUUGGUAUAGAUAGCUGCAUGCUCACCAUCUUUAUGGAGACUUUGUGGUCGAUAACAGAAGCAUGAGACCAGACAGCCUUCAUUGACUGUAGCCAUCCAAAUGGACAGACAGACAGACACACAAACACACAUUCUCACUGUAAAUACAGAUGGAUUCUUCUGUACAGCAUUUGAGUUCAUAGUACGGUCAUCUUGUGCAUUCCCACACCGUACUUGCUGCCAACUUUUGUGCUUUUGUGUAUAAAAUAAUAUUGAUUAUGAUUAAAUAUCAUGAUUAUGAAUAUAAUGAUGAAAUAAGCAUAGUGUACCUGGCUGGCUCGUAUUGACUGUUGGCAACAUUGGAAUAAACUUGUAUUCAGAUACAUAUUUGGUCUGUGUAGAGUUUCUAUACAUAUUGUGUUUGUAAAACAAGGAGAAAUACCUCCAUGGUAAAAGUUUAUCCAGGCAUUCUAUUGUCAUUCUAUCGGGAGGUUUCAAAGUUGAUGAGAAAUUAUCAGUUUUUUAAAAAGAGAUUGAAAGAAGAGGUAAAAGCUAAUUGAAAAUGCAACAAAAAAAAUCCAGAAAAAGUCUAACUCAAGUCAUUCACUGUUGUAAGUGCAAUGGGCGAAACGUCAGUUGUGUAUCCAUCGUGAAACCUUGUGUUCUAUUCAGUGUAUUCCUGUAAACAGAUAGAGUAACAUUUUGGUGCAUCAUGUCAUGUAAUGUGAUUAAUGAAAAUAUUGACCCUGCAAUUUCUUUCCAAUCAGGAAAAUAAUAAAGAGAAAAUCAAAAAUC